This is a messenger RNA of Carica papaya (papaya), 2443 nucleotides long. The record is from RefSeq and is a predicted model, not a curated record. Lineage: Eukaryota; Viridiplantae; Streptophyta; Magnoliopsida; Brassicales; Caricaceae.
UCGGUGGAGUGUCUAAUUCUUGCGUUAAAACUUGUUACGCGCUUUAGCAGUCUAUGCGUUCGUCAUACACGCAAUUGCAAAUGAGUCUACAUUCACUGCUACAUACUCGUAAUUUAUCCGAUCCUCCGACGUUCAUCUCCGCCGUCAGAACCGCUGACUCGAGUCAGCAAAUCUUUCAUCCCCACCAUUGGAUCCACCGUCUAAAACCAUUCUCUGAUACAGUUUCAUACUAAAUUCACAAAAGAAAAACCAGAUCAAGAGCAUUCUUCAACCCACUACUUUUCUUCUUCUUUUCUGAUUUCUGUUUCAGAAAACCCACAAAUACGCCGGUGGCAUAAUCAGUAGACGAUGGCAUCGAGCACGAUUCGUAAAGCAAUUGGGGCCGUAAAAGAUCAAACGAGUAUUAGCAUAGCCAAAGUCGCCGGAAACAUAGCACCGGACCUCGAGGUUUUGGUGGUUAAAGUCACAACUCAUGACGAGGAUCCCGCCGAUGACAAGUACUUUAGGGAGAUCAUAAACCUCACUUCCUACUCUAGGGGCUAUCUCGAUGCCUGCGUGGCUACAGUAUCGAAGAGGCUGAGUAAGACUCACGAUUGGAUCGUGGCGCUCAAGGCGUUGAUGCUUGUGCACAGGCUUUUGGUUGAUGGGAACCCUUUGUUUGAGGAAGAGAUUUUGCAUGCCACUAGGAAAGGGAUGCGGGUCUUGAACAUGGCGGAUUUCAAGGACGAAGCGCAUUCCAAUUCGUUGGAUCAUGCGGCUUUCGUCAAGUUUUAUGCCAUGUAUCUGGACGAGAAGGUGGAGUUUCUUGUGUUUGAGAAGAAGUUGAAAGGUAGGGAUAAGCCUGGGGAGAGGGAUCGGGAGCACGGAGAGUUCAGGGAUGAUUUUGAUCGUGGGAUGGGGAGGAAAUCAAGAUCAUAUGGUGAUGUUUGUGAAUCCGUGGGGAGAGAGGCUACACAAAUAAAGGAAAUGAGGCCUGAGAGGGUUUUAGGCAGGGUGAAUCGGUUGUUAAGGAUUCUUGACAGGGUUUUGGCUUGUAGGCCAGCUGGUUCUGCUCGGAACAAUAGGUUGGUGCUUGUUGCGCUUUAUAAUGUUGUGAAGGAGAGUUUUGGAUUGUAUGUGGAGAUUUGUGAGUCAUUAGGUGUUCUGUUAGAUAGAUUUACAGAGAUGGAGUAUCCGGAUUGCGUUAAGGGUUUUGAUGUUUAUGUUAACGCUGCAAAGAUGAUUGAUGAGCUUGUAGCGUUUUAUAGUUGGUGCAAAGAUAUGGGUAUUGCUAGAUCAUCUGAAUACCCUGAAGUGCAGAGGAUCACUGAUAAGCUCUUGUCCACACUCGAGAGUUUCUUGAAGGAGAUGGCUAACAGACCUAGAAGUCCUGGCAGAAACAAGGGAAGGAAACCUCCGGUUAAAGAAGAGCCACUGCCUGAUAGGAAUGAGGUGAAUGCUCCUUCUCCACCAGAGAAUUACACACCACAGCUGCCACUGCCACUGCCACUGCCACCAACUGCGCCUGAACAACCAAAGCCGCAGCCACUACAGGUGACGGAGGAUCUGGUGAAUUUAAAAGAGGAUGGUGUUUCGGCUGACGAGCAAAGCAACAAAUUGGCUCUGGCUCUGUUCUCUGGACCAGCAGCUGCCGGCAGAAAUGGUUCGUGGGAAGCGUUUGGUGGGAACGGGGAGCCUGAGGUGACUUCUGCUUGGCAAACACCAGCUGCGGAGAGUGGUAAAGCAGAUUGGGAAAUGGUUUUGGUGGAAUCAGCUAGCAAUCUGUCAAAGCAGAAAGCUACAAUGGGGGGUGGCUUGGAUCCUUUGAUAUUGAAUGGCAUGUAUGACCAGAGGGCCGUGACACAACAUGUGAGCACCGCUCAGCUGACUGGUGGUAGCGCAAGUAGUGUUGCAUUACCGGGGCCAGGCAAGAGUUGUAUGCCAGUGCUAGCACUGCCUGCUCCGGACGGGACAGUACAAGCAGUGGUGAAUCAGGACCCGUUUGCUGCAUCUUUAACAGUGCCGCCUCCGUCGUAUGUGCAGAUUGCAGACAUGGAGAGGAAACAACAGUUGCUUGUACAGGAGCAGCAGCUGUGGCAGCAGAAUGGGAUGCAAGGUCAAGUUAGUUUGGCCAAGGUGGCUACUGAUCCCUAUGCUCCAAAUCCUCAGCAAGUGAUGAUGCCUUAUGGGAUGCCGCAGUUUAAUGGCGCGGGGCAGCCAGGAGGGUACUACUACCCUCCUUACUGAAUUUUGCUGUGUUCAUGGCUGCUUUUGCUCUUUCCCUCUCACAAAUUUCCUACUUUUCCAUACGUUCUUGGAGGAUUCUUUUUAUACAUAAAAUUUCUUCAUUUACUUAUUUUUUUUCUGUUUAAAUUUGUUAUAGAUGGAAGUGUACCCAUAUAAGAAAGGAGAGAAAGAAGCACAGGAGUUGAAUAGUAUGAUGCAGUAUAUUUGUGUCUGUUAA